Molecule: messenger RNA, 2392 nt
Organism: Linum tenue
Lineage: Eukaryota; Viridiplantae; Streptophyta; Magnoliopsida; Malpighiales; Linaceae
Source: the annotation of a GenBank genome assembly
AUGUCACUGCAGGGAGAGAAAGAUCUAAAUGGGCCCCCUGGUGGUGACGAGAUGAAUCCUUCCUCCGCUGGGAGUGAGAUGAAGCAUAUAGCUGGAGAGUUUGAAAGUGCUAAACUAGAGGCUAAUGGCUAUCAAAUGAACGGUGCUUGGCCACAUUCUGCCCCGGCUGUGGUUAGGAUAGAAGUUACUGUUGACAGUUUUACAGGGGUGAUGGAUUCCCCUCUAACAUGUUCUGGAGCAAAAGAUAAGAGAAUGUCUUUCAAUAGUGGGCCUGAUAACAUUAAACUUGAUGACGUGGGACCGGCCACAUCUCCGUCGAGGGAUAUGGAUGCUCAAGAACUUGAGAGGACUUCAGAUGCAAAAGAGGCAGUAAAUAAAUAUGACGAGGAAAAGCUAGUAGAAAAUAAUUGUGAAGCAGAGGAAGACAAACAGUUAGCUGGAGGUCUUUGUGAGCUUCGUAGAGAACUUAAACAAGAUUUAGGCUCAGCUGGAGAACAGUCCACAUCUAGCAAAACAAUCACAACCCAACCUACAUUAUCUAGUCAAUGCACAAUGAUUCCGACUGGGGGGAAGUCGUCAUCCAAUUCAUCCAGUGGCAUGAUCCCAAAGAUAGCUUCUUAUGAUUACUCUACAUCUACUGAUGCUCUGAAUGAUAUUGCUGAUCUUAAGCAACCAGUGUCUUCUCAUUCCUUGGAUAAGGACCGAACUACAAAUGACAUUGUCAGUGAGAGGGAUGAACAUAGCCCAUCAAGAAGCAAGCUUUUGCAUACAUCUGCUUCUAGGAGACUAGAGUCUGAUUCAAAAGAUAGGAUGAAACACUCGUCUUCUAAAGUGUCUCUAGCUCAUUCUUCUAAGACAACUGGUUCUUUGCAAAGUGAUCGAGGUUCAAACUCCCAGAGCAGGACAUCAGGUCUGGCUUUGCUUUUGCAUAAAGAACUCAAUGGUUCUCCUAGUGUGCCUCGUGUUUGUCAAGCUGGUAGCUUGCCGCAGUUAAGUUCUCCAACUGCAACGAGCUUGCUUAUGAAGCGUAGCGCAUCAGGCUCAGGAGGGAUUCGACUUCUCUCGCCACCUGAUUCAAGGAGACAAGAUACUGCAUGUACUGCAGAUGUGCUGUCAAAGAGAACCAGUGGGGGAUCUUCGAGCAAAGCUCAGAAUGUUAAGAAGAACACAGCUGCAGCCUCCACCUCAACAGCCAACCGUGGUCGUUCUUCCUCUCCUGAUGUUAAUGACCUCAAUAAUGAGUCAUCCCUGAGAAAUUCUCCAAGGAAUAUCUCCGAUGAGGAAACAGGACCUACUGGCCUUUCUGUACGUCUAAUCAAUGAGAUCAUGAGCAAAGGCAAGCGCAUGACAUAUGACGAACUCUUUAAUGCUGUUUUGCCGCAUUGGAAUAACUUGAGGAAGCACAACGGUGAACGAUAUGCAUAUUCUAGCCAUUCCCAGGCUGUUCUUGAUUGUCUCAGGAAUAGGCAUGAAUGGGCUCGGUUGGUGGAUCGGGGUCCCAAGCCUCUUGGAAUCCUGAACCAUUACAUGCAAACAUGGGAUGGACAAGUACAAGCAAGAAAAGGCGGAAGAUUGAUGCAGAAGAAUCAGAAGACAAUAAUGAAAGUGGGCAGGGGAGAAGUAAGAAGGACAGGACAGAAGAGCGUGGAGUCACAGAGAGAUCAGGUGUUUCUGAAGGGAAAGCGGAAGGCCAGGAAAAGGAGGCGACUUGCUCUGCAAGGUAGGGGAAUUGAAGAUGUCGGAAAGAGACAAAAGACCGCUUCGUUGAGCGAUGAGGACAGUGACUCUUUCUCUAAUUCAAGCGAGGAGAGCUUGUUCAGCGGCAAGGACGAGAUCGAGGGAAGUGCAGCAGCUGGCCCUUUCAGAAGUGAUGACUCGGACAAUAGCUCCGACGAGAAGAGAACAAUCUAGAUUAUGAAGGGUGGCGGAUGCAAUAUAUCUGAGAAUUGAUGAUCAGCUAGUGUAUAGUAGUAGUAGCAGCAGCAGCAGCAUAACAACGGAAGAAGCCUGUGAUGCUAAAAUGUAUGCAAACGGGCAAUAGGGUGUAAUGUACAUUUGGUGCAGACGCCUUAGUUUUGUGCAAUGUAAUGUAGGGGUUUGGUGGCUCGUAGCAACUUUUUUUGUUUUUCCAUUCUCGCACUAAUUUGUGCCCAAGGGAGCAUAAAGUGGAUAGACAAGUGGAUGACGAGGAUACCUUAUAGAUUUGAACAGACAUCGGAUGACUGAAUCUGAGAAAGGUAAAAGAUAGUGGAAGUGAGGUCUAAGCAAGAAGAUUUUCACUUGCUCUCCUAUAUUGGAAUUGUGGAUUACCUAAAGGAGAUACCAAACGUGGGAAGCCUUUGUUUGUUGCGUUCAGUUAACUACCAAAAGGGGAUAAUACAAAACUAAGUGC